AUGUUGUCCCAAAUUCUCAUUGCUGUUGCGCUCGCUGGCGCCGCAACAGCUGUCACCCCCCCCGGAUUCCAGCCGGCUUCGACUACGGAUCUUGUUGUCGCGUUCGGAAACACGCUCGCUGUCAAUGGCAAGCUGUUGACCAAAGCAGAGACGGCGAUGCAGCCGACGAUUGCCACGAUGCAGCCGUUGACAGGAACUUAUGCGAUCAUGAUGGUCGACCCUGAUAUUCCGCCCCAGCAAGCUGGUGGUCCAACCGGCGAACUCCUCCACUGGAUGCAGCAAGAUAUGACAUCCGCGAACACGAGUACCAUGAUCGGAGACAUGAUGGUAUACGUGCUCCAGAGCAGCGUCGACAACACCGCGGCCAUUGCACCAUACUUCGGCCCUUCGCCCCCAAACAAGGCACCAAACACCCACAGAUACACCCAGCUGCUUCUCGAUACGACCAACAACCCGACAGGCCUGGCAUCACUCACACAAGCUGGAGCGACGAGAACGAACUUCGACGCCGUAAAGGUAGUUAACGCAGCGGGUGUCAAGGUCGUUGCCGGCAACUCCUUCAACGUGAUGAACGUAACAGAUGGCGCCGCUCCAGAAAGUGGCAACACUGCAUCUGUCAACACCACAACGAGCACGAAUGGAAAGCCGGCCCCUGUUGCUGCUGCUCCUGCCAACUCGGCUACUCUCCAGGCGGCAAACAUUACGAAAGUAACCGGGACGCCUCAAUUACCUGGCGCCGCCAUGCCCAGCGGAGGGGCGACAUCAAAUGGGGUUCCUACUACCAGCACAGGCGGCACAACCGGGACAACGGUCAAUGGGACAAGCGGAGCGCAAGGAGUGAGAGGUGCGGGACGGGAUGGUAUGGAGGCAUAUUUUGCCGUCGUUCUGGCACUGACGGCUGCCUUAUUCUUGUUGUAG
Drepanopeziza brunnea f. sp. 'multigermtubi' MB_m1 is the source of this 918-nucleotide messenger RNA. RefSeq lists its product as uncharacterized. The record is from RefSeq and is a predicted model, not a curated record. Gene Ontology annotation, biological process: regulation of Ras protein signal transduction; regulation of proteolysis. Gene Ontology annotation, molecular function: phospholipid binding; peptidase inhibitor activity. Lineage: Eukaryota; Fungi; Ascomycota; Leotiomycetes; Helotiales; Drepanopezizaceae.